Linum tenue is the source of this 552-nucleotide messenger RNA. The record is from the annotation of a GenBank genome assembly. Lineage: Eukaryota; Viridiplantae; Streptophyta; Magnoliopsida; Malpighiales; Linaceae.
AUGGCGGGGUGGAGGAAUCUGAAGCGACGGUUGACUUUCAGGGGCUUAAGCGGCUGCUGCGGUGGCGCCGCCGCCGCUUGGGCCAUCGCCGGCCCAGGGGUCAUACCCUCCGACCCUGACGAAGAAGAAGAAGAAGAAGAGACGGCCGGCGACGACGAGCGGGAAGAAGAGCCGAUGUUAAUCGGGGCGAGGCCGAGCGGGAUGAACCUGGCGAUGGCGCUGGCCGAGGAGCGGAAUUCGCGGGGAGGCGGAGGCGCGGAUUCCAAGACGUUGAUGAUGCUGAUCGGGGAAACGGACGGCUCGGAUUGGCCGACGAGCAAGCGGAGGAGAGAGGAUGAGAUUGUUGUUGAAGGUGGAGAAGCGGCAACGGACAAGAGGAAGGAGGAGGGCGGGGAUUGGCUGUGCUGCGUGUGCAUGGAGAGGGAUAAGGGCGCGGCGUUUAUCCCCUGCGGUCAUACCUUCUGUAGGGUUUGUUCGAGGGAUCUUUGGGCCCAUAGGGGUGGUUGCCCCGUUUGCAACCGUCCGAUCUUGGAGAUCCUGGAUAUCUUCUGA